Messenger RNA from Drosophila serrata, 1810 nucleotides. RefSeq names its product lysosomal phospholipase A and acyltransferase. Gene Ontology annotation, biological process: lipid metabolic process. The record is from RefSeq and is a predicted model, not a curated record. NCBI's taxonomy places the organism in Eukaryota, Metazoa, Arthropoda, Insecta, Diptera, Drosophilidae.
AACAAUUUGCCACCUCUAGCUAGAAUCUCUGACCAUAACAAACUGCGAAAUAAAGAGAUAAGGAAAAAUAACAACAACAUGUUUACGAAAACAGUUUCUUUGUUUAAACAUUAAACGGCACCCGUGACGUCCUCGCCGCGUGGGGCAAAUGCAAUGCGAUUAAACCACUUGCUGCCCCGGAGUUCCGCAAUAAAGAGAUACGUGCAAAGGUCAUAUCUCAGCUGACUGACACACUGCGCAGAGACAAGCGAACUGUAAAUGCAAAUUUGAUACAAAGCUGGGCAGCAGGCAGUAGGACUGUGAUUCACUUGUUUAUGUCUGAGACCUUUAUCUGGUGUCCAGCGAGUGGCGCGAUCCGAUAACCUUUCGUCAGGCGUCACUCCGGCUUUGUUUGCCUGCAAACGCACAACACACUUCGCACAAUGAGGCUCAACUCUGGGAUAUUUCUGGUGCUGCUGAUCCUGGCCACUUUCUUGGGCCUGGGAGACUGUUUUUGGCCCUGGCCGUUUGUUAAAAAGCACAAGGCCAUUACUCCUCCUCCGCCACCGCCCCCGCCACCAGAGCCCAAGCUCUCGCCCGUGAUUUUCGUUCCUGGCGACGGCGGCUCCCAGCUGGAUGCCCGGCUGAACAAGGCCAAUUCUCCGUACUUUGUGUGCGAGAAGACCCACGACUGGUACAAUCUGUGGCUGGACCUAGAACAGCUUGUUAUACCUAUGGUUUACUGCUGGAUAGACAACGUCAAGUUGUACUAUGACAAGACCACGAGAACGACUCACAAUACCCCCGGGGUUGAGACCAGGAUUCCUGGUUGGGGCGAUCCCGAGGUAGUGGAGUGGAUCGAUCCCACUAGGAACAGUGCUGGGGCCUACUUUAAAGAUAUAGCCAAUGUUCUGGUGGAUAUGGGAUAUGUGCGCCGGGUGAAUAUCCAUGGAGCACCCUACGAUUUCCGCAAGGCGCCGAAUGAAAACAAGCAAUUCUUCAUCGAUCUCAAGCAAUUGGUGGAGGACACCUACGAGGCCAACAACCAGUCGGCCGUCACCUUCAUAACGCACAGCAUGGGCAGCCCCAUGACACUAGUCUUCCUGCAGGAGCAGACGUUCGCGUGGAAAAACAAAUAUGUUAGGCGGCAGAUCAGCUUGGCGGGCGCCUGGGCGGGCAGUAUCAAGGCGGUAAAGGUGUUUGCCAUGGGCGAUGAUCUUGACUCCUUUGCUUUGAGUGCCAAAAUCCUCAAAGCUGAGCAGAUAACACAUCCUUCGACCGCCUGGCUACUGCCAUCACCGCUGUUCUGGAAGCCUUCCGAGGUGCUGGCCAUGACGCCGAGCAGAAACUAUACGAUGGCACAGCUCGAAGAAUUCUUUUUCGAUAUUGAUUACAUGACUGGAUGGGAAAUGCGCAAGGAUACGAUGCGAUACACGCAGAACUUUAGUCCGCCGGAUGUGGAGUUGCAUUGCUUGUACGGGGAUGGUAUCGAUACGGUCGAGAGAUUGCAGUACAAAAAGUCGGAUAUCUCGUCAGAGACACCGAAACUUAUCAUGGGCCUCGGCGAUGGCACAGUCAAUCAGCGCUCUCUGCGAGCCUGUCAAUACUGGUCGGGAUAUAGCAGCUCUCAUAUCAAUACUCUGGCGCUCCAGGGCGUCGACCACAUGAAGAUUCUGGCCCAUGCCGAUGUCCUCAAGUACGUGCGCACUGUCCUGCAGCAGCCGUAGCGGGCAGUUUCCUGUUCUAUUCGUUUAAGUAUAAAGUAUAAAGUAGUGUCUGUGAAACCAAUGUCAAUCUUUAAAUGUUAAAUAAAUGUAAUUCGUUGGUGUAA